Molecule: messenger RNA, 684 nt
Organism: Panicum virgatum (switchgrass)
Lineage: Eukaryota; Viridiplantae; Streptophyta; Magnoliopsida; Poales; Poaceae
Product: TATA-box-binding protein 1-like
Exons: 7
Coding region: 1-684 (227 amino acids)
Biological process (GO): DNA-templated transcription initiation
Molecular function (GO): DNA binding; RNA polymerase II general transcription initiation factor activity
Source: RefSeq, a predicted model, not a curated record
AUGGCUUCCGCGGCGGGCGCGGAGCCGACGGUGCUGGGGCUGGGGCUCCCCAGCGGGAGCGCCGCGUGGGGCGCCGGAGGAGCGCGAGACGCGGCGGCGGAGCCGGCCGUGGAUCUCGACGUGCACCCGUCCGGCCUCGUCCCCACCAUCCAGAACAUUGUCUCCACAGUCAAUUUGGACUGCCAGUUGGAUCUGCAACUAAUAGCCAACAGAGCUCGUAACGCAGAGUACAACCCAAAGCGUUUUGCUGCGGUUAUCAUGAGGAUAAGGGAUCCCAAGACAACUGCACUGGUAUUUGCUUCAGGGAAGAUGGUUUGCACAGGAGCAAAGAGCGAAGAGCAUUCAAGGCUUGCUGCGAGGAAGUAUGCGCGGAUUGUCCAAAAGCUCGGCUUCCCAGCUCGUUUCAAGGAUUUCAAGAUCCAGAAUAUGGUUGGGUCAUGUGACGUCAAAUUCCCCAUUCGUCUGGAGGGCCUUGCUAUGGCCAGUGGAUUGUUUGCCAAUUAUGAGCCGGAGAUCUUCCCGGGGCUGAUCUACCGCAUGGCAGACCCCAAGGUCGUGAUCCUCGCCUUCGUCUCUGGCAAGGUCGUCCUCACCGGAGCCAAGGUGCGGGAGGAGAUAUACAGAGCCUUUGAGAACAUAUACCCGAUGCUCGUGCAGUUCAGGAAACGGCAGCAGCAUAGGUAG